Molecule: messenger RNA, 792 nt
Organism: Protomyces lactucae-debilis
Lineage: Eukaryota; Fungi; Ascomycota; Taphrinomycetes; Taphrinales; Protomycetaceae
Exons: 1
Coding region: 51-557 (168 amino acids)
Source: RefSeq, a predicted model, not a curated record
UAUCAAUCGCAAGACAACUCCUCCCAUUCCAUCACAAAGUCUCUCUCAGUAUGCGCUCUCCAGACAUCACUUACCUUGCCCUUAUGCUAUUGCAAGCUGUUACAGUGGCCGGUGACUUCCCACAAUGCGACGGGGUUACUGGUGCAUAUUUCUUCCUCACUACGCAGUGGACAAAUCUGUUUGGAUUCUAUGGAAAACACUGUACGGACCAGUGUAAGACCUUGUUUGAGAAGGGCCUGCAAAGCGCUGGAAUUCCUCAAAACAAGGUUUCUUUUUGCCAGGAGAACAAGUCGAAGGCAGUGGUCAGAGUCACCUGGAAUUUUAUCAAGAACGGCCAGGCCAGGGACAGGAAGGGCGUGGACGUUUGUGUGUGUGACUACGAGAUUUCGCUCAAGCAAUUGGCUCCCCCUGAGAAGUGUGACCGCUCGAAGAUAAAGCAGUUAUUGAGCGACCAUAUGGAACAUGCCUCAGAUGAUGAGACUGUUGGAGAGUGCCAACCUAAGGAAUUGGGCAAAACUAAUGGUCGCCAGUUUCUCCUUUACUAUUCUGGCUGGUAAAAGAAAGAAGUCUUCAUAUUGAGACUCAUUUCGUCUGCACCUUCCAACUUCCAACAGCAUCUUUACGACACAGAAAGCUUAUCCUUGUCGAUCUACCUCUUGAGCUUCCACUUUGGAGAACUACAGCAAUCCACGACAUUGAGUAGCUCCCAUUUGCAAUCAUUUUCUCAUCGAUCGACUGCAGCCUCACGGUCGUGGUCAUCUAGACUAUCAUAUCAAUCUAUCUCUUCUUCAA